Molecule: messenger RNA, 1124 nt
Organism: Camellia sinensis
Lineage: Eukaryota; Viridiplantae; Streptophyta; Magnoliopsida; Ericales; Theaceae
Source: RefSeq, a predicted model, not a curated record
AUUAUUUUUUUCAUGAUCAUAGCAUUACCCCUCCAAAUCUCCCUCCAAUCCUUCCAAACAAACAUCCCAAGAGGGUCUCUCUCCUUCACAAACCCUAGAAUUCUCCAAUUCUAUGACCAAAACUCGAAUCUCAUCUCCAACCAUCAAUGGCACGCCCUUCCCUUCACUCUCUCGCCAUGGCCUCCACCGCAUACUCAUCGCCACCAGAGUCAAGUUCAGCUUCCACGAGCUUCCUCCAAUAUACUCCGUCGACUCUAUUGGUUUUAUCUCUGACGCCAUGGAAGUUGUUUUAAAGGAUGUUUACCUACUUUGGCUACAAUACCAGUCUGGAUUGAAUAAAUAGUUUAUUGCUGAUUUUUCACAUCAUCUUUACUCAAAGGGACUGCUGACAGAAGGUUUCUUUUGGAUCCCCUCUUUCGAAGGCCCAACUACAAUAGCUGCUUGAUAAAGUGGAGCUGGAAUUUCCUGGCUUAUUCCGUUUGUGGUAAUUACACCAUGUUCUUUAUUCAUUGUCUUUGUUGUUUCUUUUAUCUAUAUUUGGAAUUUUAUUUCUUUGACAUCAUUUUUUAUGUUGACGUCCCUUAUCAUGCAUGCUUUAUUCCGAACACUUGAAAGGAACCAACAUAACUAUAUGUUCAUCUGUUGAAACGUUUUGGCUUGAAGAACGUUGUUCAGUGACAAAGGCAUGGACUAGGAGAAUCUUUUGUUUUUCACCAACUCUCAUCGGUACAGAACAAAAGUUCAUUUGUAGAUGACACCAUCUUCUUCUGUUCUGCUGCCAUUAAUAUCUUGAUCAAAUCCAUUAUUUAGUUGGAGAUUAUUUCAGCCAUGUAGAUCAACCUAGGGUAGAUCAUUGAUUGGCAGGUAGGAUUUACAUCCUGUAUAGGGACAGAUAGGAUGCGGAUAAGUUCUUAACUUUAUUUCAUUUGUUCAUUAUACGGUACAGAGGACUGAUUUUGUUGCAGUAAAUGAGUGUGCUGUAAAUGUGAGUAUGAAUUUCUUAAUUUUCAUGUCCCAAAAAAAAAAAGCUUUAAGAGGAUUUUGACACUGGUUGAAAGAUGUAACUAGAGAUAUCUACAUGAACUCAGGGACUAGAUUUCUUACAUAAUGGAAAAUAGAGUAAA